AGUCGCAUUGACCAGAAGCUCACAUCGUCUCGGACAAAGAUGCAGCCGAACGUGCCGCGUGCUCUCUGUAGAUAACUCGCGCCGCGGUACUCCCGAGAAAUAAGACUACAGACCCAGAGGCGGACGGCAGGUGCUUGAUUCGGGUCCAGCCUGCACAGUUCUGCGCAGUUUGAAUUGGCGCCCCCGCGACAGCGAUGCUGUUACCGGUUGGCACCCUGCUUCUGCUGGCUCUCCUCUCCUCGAGUUUUGACAGCUCCGAGGCUGAGGGGUGCGGAGCAUCGUGCGGAAAAUGUGACUGCAGUGGUGUGAAGGGAGCAAAGGGUGAGCGGGGCUUUCCUGGUCUCCAAGGCAACAUGGGAUUCCCAGGGAUGCAGGGACAUGAAGGGCCUCCAGGGCCAAUGGGCCCCAAGGGGGAUCAUGGUGAGUCAGGGGCACCUGGGUUGAAAGGAACACGUGGUCCUUCUGGUUUGCCAGGAUUCCCAGGAAACCCAGGACUACCUGGCAUCAACGGAAAUGACGGCCCUCCAGGUUCACCAGGUAUCCCAGGAUGCAACGGGACUAAAGGAGAAAGAGGCACGGACGGUUUUCCAGGCUUCCCUGGCCUUCAAGGACCACCUGGUUUGCCCGGAAUCAACGGAAUGAAGGGUGACCCUGGUGGCGUCAUUGGAGUUUUGCCGAUGAAAGGAGAACCAGGACUUCCCGGCCCAUCUGGAUUUCCUGGAAUAAAUGGAUUUCCCGGACCCAUAGGCCCUCCAGGACCGCGUGGCUUCUUAGGACCAAUAGGUGAACCUGGUCCUCCGGGUCCUCCAGGAGAGAAGGAUGACAAGCUGUCCUUCCAGGGUGAAAAAGGAGAGAAGGGUGAUAGGGGAUUCAGAGGCCCACCUGGUCCACCUGGACCACCCUUGCCAGAGGCUGGAGGACCACCUGUCACACAUUACGUACCUGGACCACCGGGAGAAAGAGGAAUUCAAGGUGAAAAGGGAGAUAAGGGUUUUUGUCUUCCGUCUCAAAAUAAUGUCAAAGGCGACCCCGGCCAACCCGGACCACGAGGCAAACCUGGCAAGGAUGGAGAGACCGGGCACAAGGGAGAACUGGGCUUUCCUGGGCCGCCGGGGUACAUGGGGCUGCCGGGUGAAAAAGGAGAAAGAGGACCACCGGGAUAUGCCGAUGGUGUGCCAGGCCCCGCGGGUCCACAAGGGGCACAAGGAGAAAGAGGUUAUCCUGGUCUUACAGGAGAACCAGGUCCACCAGGCAGGGACACUGAGGGCCCUCGUGGAGAGGCGGGUGAAAAGGGAGAUAGAGGUCAGAAAGGAGACAGGGGUCUAGACGGAGAGUCUCUCCCAGGCCCCCCAGGACCAGACGGAGUUGCUGGAUCCGCCGGGCCCCCUGGAGCCCCAAUUGAACCUGGUGAAUGUGACGUUGAGAUAGGAGCCCCUGGCCCCCCGGGACCUCCAGGACUGCGAGGGGAGCUGGGCCAGAAGGGUGACAAAGGAGACACGUGUAUUCAUUGUGAGGCCCGAGGUGUACCUGGAGUACCCGGUCCCCCCGGCACCAAAGGAUCUCGAGGCUAUCCUGGACCUGCAGGCCCUAAAGGAGAAAAAGGUCUGACUGGCCCAGUUGGACCCAGUGGGAGAGCAGGUGUCACUGGAGUUGUUGGGUUGAUGGGACCACCUGGUGCGGUGGGCGAACCAGGAGAUGUGUUCAUAGCUCCUGGCCUGAAGGGUGAAAAAGGUCUGCCUGGUACUUCUGGUUCACCAGGACUGCCGGGACUGGAUGGACUGCCAGGGAGCGAUGGGAUACCAGGUCUUCCUGGCCCUAAAGGAGAGCCUGCAAGAGAGGGCAUCAAGGGUGACCGUGGACUGGAUGGGAAGCCAGGUCCUAUUGGACCCCAAGGAGAGAGGGGUCCACCUGGGCUUCCAGGAUUUGGUAGACCAGGGGAGCCUGGAGAGAAGGGCAGCACAGGGAGAACGGGUAUCACAGGACCUCCCGGACAACCAGGUGUAAAAGGUGAGCCAGGUAAAGGUGUGAGCAUGCCGGGACCUCAGGGACCCCCAGGACCACGAGGAGAAACAGGCACACCUGGACUACAAGGUGGAAGAGGUCCACAGGGAGACCAUGGGCUGCCAGGAUUCCCAGGACAGAAGGGCGACACCGGUCACCCUGGAAUCGGAUUACCGGGUCUACCUGGCCUCAAGGGACACUCUGGAAUCCCAGGAGCCCAAGGAUUACCAGGAGAGCCUGGGAGACCUGGACACGAUGGCGUAACUGGAAAAACUGGUCCACCUGGUCAAAAGGGUGAACCAGGCCAAGGUUUACCAGGCCCCAAAGGUUCGCAGGGCUUGCCAGGAGUUUCCGGCUACCCCGGUGAGAAGGGUAACAUUGGAAUGGCUGGUAUCCCCGGGAAAGAGGGAGACACAGGACUACCAGGGCCUCAGGGAAUCAAGGGUGACGCUGGACUCCCAGGCCAAGUUGGAGUGACCGGCCCUCCAGGCCCUCCAGGACAAGGCCAGGCAGGAGCCCCUGGACCCCAAGGACAAGUUGGGGAGCCUGGACCACAGGGCAGGGCCGGUGAAAAGGGAGAAAAGGGUUUUCCCGGUCUGCCUGGUCUAGACAUGCCUGGACUCCAGGGAGAGAAAGGAACUACCGGUUCUCCUGGGUUACCGGGUUAUAGGGGGAUUCCUGGGCAACCGGGUCCUGCAGGGAGAGAUGGAGUGAUAGGAGAACGAGGUCCUAAGGGAGAAAUGGGGGUCAUGGGGACACCAGGAUUUCAAGGAUUCCCCGGCCGUCCUGGGACACCUGGCUCACCCGGCCCAAGAGGUGACCCUGGUCUCACUGGACCAAGAGGUGGUUUUGGAGAAAGUGGACCUAAAGGAGAGAGAGGAGAGCCUGGUCUGCAGGGCCCUGCAGGGAACAUGAGUGACGUGGAUAUGGAGCAUAUGAAGGGCGAGAAGGGAGACAGUGGAGACAGAGGUGACCCUGGGAAUUCGGGACAGAGGGGUUAUCCUGGACAACCAGGAGACCCUGGGAUGCCAGGAAAGGAUGGAGAACCUGGCUCACCUGGAAAACCGGGUGAUAAAGGAGACCCAGGUGUCCCUGGAGAGCCCGGUAUCAUGGGGUAUCCCGGGCAGAAGGGCAGUUUGGGAGAGAUGGGAAUACCAGGCCCAAUUGGUCCAAAGGGUACUAAAGGAACAGUGGGUACACCGGGUCAUCAUGGGUCGAAAGGCAGUGAUGGACUGAAAGGAGAUCAGGGAGUGCCCGGUGAGCCUGGUGUAGGAAUCCCGGGACCUCCAGGGGAAAAGGGUGAUAUAGGCCAGCCAGGAUUCCCAGGGAUCACAGGGGAAAAGGGUCAGAAGGGGGUCAUUGGUGUACACGGCAUGCCAGGAUCGCCAGGAGUAAAGGGCGAGAAAGGAGACAUUGGUUAUUCAGGUCAGCCAGGUAGACCAGGUGAGAAGGGGGUUCCAGGUUUUCCUGGGUCAACUGGAGAACGAGGUCAAGAAGGUCGGCCUGGUGAGGCCGGCCUACAAGGCCAGUCUGGUCCUCAGGGAGAGAAAGGAGAGCCCGGUGUGGACGGCAUACCAGGCUCCGCAGGAGAAAGAGGAGACCAAGGUGUACCUGGCAGGGGUUUCCCUGGAACUCCGGGGGUGGUUGGCAACAAAGGGGACAAAGGCAGUCCUGGUGUCCCUGGCAUGCCUGGCCAUCCAGGUAUCCCCGGAACCAAAGGUGAUAAGGGGCUUCCAGGACUUCAGGGGGUCCAUGGUGAGCCAGGAGAGAGGGGAAUCCCAGGAAUCUCUGUAGAGGGCCCUAAAGGAGACAGAGGAGAGCCAGGACUACCUGGAGAAGCAGGAGUCACAGGAGUUCCAGGACCUCCUGGUGUGCCGGGCCGGGAGGGCCUAAAGGGAGAGAAAGGAAUUCAGGGUCCCACUGGCGUUCAGGGCGAGUCGGGACUGAAGGGAGACCAUGGAUCUCCUGGAUUUCCUGGACAAACUGGUCUUCCAGGAGUUGAUGGACUAAAGGGAGAGAUGGGAUUACAGGGUGUACCUGGUUUCCCAGGUGUAAAGGGUGAAAUUGGGACCAUCGGAUUCAAGGGAGAAGUUGGAGACAGAGGAUUCUCAGGAGAGAAAGGUAAUGAUGGCCCCCCCGGCGAACCCGGACCCCACACCUUCAUCAAAGGAGACAUUGGGUUCCCAGGGCCACAGGGCCAGCCGGGACCACAAGGACCAUCGGGGUUCCCUGGACUAAAAGGACAGCAAGGUGUGAUUGGUCUCACUGGGCCAAAAGGUGAAGAUGGCCAUCCUGGAUACAAUGGUCAAUCUGGUGCCAAAGGAGAACGUGGUCUGACUGGACCAUCAGGACCCAGAGGACACCCAGGCCCGCCCGGACCCGACGGUGUUCCAGGUCAGGUGGGGCCACCCGGCCCGUCCUCCAUGGACCACGGCUUCCUGGUGACCCGGCACAGCCAGACGGUGGAUGUUCCGCUGUGUCCCGAGGGAACGACACUCAUCUACGACGGAUACUCCUUACUAUACGUCCAGGGCAACGAGCGCUCCCAUGGACAGGACCUCGGUACGGCGGGGAGCUGUCUGAGGAAGUUCAGCCCGAUGCCUUUCCUGUUCUGCAACAUCAACAACGUCUGCAACUUCGCCUCUCGAAACGACUAUUCCUACUGGCUCACCUCCCCCGAACCCAUGCCCAUGAGCAUGGCACCGGUCACCGGCCAAAGCAUCAGACCUUUCAUCAGCAGGUGUGCCGUGUGUGAAGCCCCCGCCAUGGUGAUCGCAGUUCACAGUCAGACCAUCAUGAUCCCACCGUGCCCCCACGGCUGGGACUCUCUGUGGAUUGGCUACUCCUUUGUCAUGCACACCAGCGCCGGUGCUGAGGGCUCAGGCCAGGCCCUGGCGUCUCCUGGUUCCUGCCUGGAGGAGUUCCGUAGCGCUCCCUUCAUUGAGUGCCACGGCCGUGGAACCUGCAACUACUACGCCAACUCCUACAGCUUCUGGCUGGCCACUAUCGAAGACAAUGAGAUGUUUACGAAACCCGUCCCCACCACGCUAAAGGCGGGAAACCUGCGAACACACAUAAGCCGCUGUCAGGUGUGCAUGAAGAGGACAUAAACCCCCGCGGAGCCCAACUUACUAGCCUGUCCAACACCCUGUCUCCCCUCCCGACUCCAGCGACCGCCGUGUGGCUUUACUUCCUGUUUUAAACAAAGGAUGGUGCUAUUUCCCUGGAUGUGUGAGUGGAGAAAGACAGAGAACCUGAGUUAGCAGAAUAACCAAAGAUCCAGCGAUUGCAGACCGGAACACACACACACACACACACAUACAAGUCAGAGACCAAAGCCAUGAGAUCAAGCGGUCCCCUUUUGCGCGAUGCAGAACACUUCUUUACGUCACAACCUCUCUGUAAUAAAUGGCACUCAGUUUACUGCUGCACUGACUACAACCCCCCCCCCCUUCCCAAUGAGUAAACUGGUGUCCAUUUUGAUAGUGUUAACUGUGUUAUGUCAGGUGCUAUUGAAUCUUAUCUAUGCCUUAGUCCUCUUUGGUAUCACUUCACCCCCCCCCCAUCAGUACCGUGUCAUUCAAGGUAAUACUAGAUAUUAUUAUGGAUUUUCGCAUCUUUUAUCUUUUUGUUAACACGUAGACUUACUAAUAUAAAGGAUGGGAGUUACCACUGGUUACCGGCGCUUGUCAUUUGAUGAACCUUUAUGCAUUGCCAGCAUGCAAGCAUAACAAUGGCUCUGUUGUAAAUAAGCUGUUUUUAUUGUUCUUCCUAUCUAACAAACGUCACCAUACUCUCUGCAGGUAAUUAUUGCAUUACUCCGUGUGAUAUUAAGUCCAUUUGUUUAAUUUAUAAGAGUUAUGAAAAUAUGUUGAACAGAAGUUGGAUUUGAGAUGCCAGAAAUCCAUAAACAAUGAAGCAGUAUGAUGUUUAGCAACCAGUGCCUCAUUACUCUGCAGAACAGCACUGAAACAGCACUGGCAGGUGUGUGUGUGCGUGCGUGUGUGUGUGUGUGUGUGCGUGUGUGUGUGUGUGUGUGUGUGUGUGUGUGUGUGUGUGUACACACAUGAGCGAGUGGUUCCUAGUGUGAUUGUUUGCAUUCAUGUGAGCUGUUUUCUUACUGGUGUGUGUUGCCGCGUAUGCAUAUGAGAUGUUGUAGGCGCACCCCUGAAGUUGGAGAAAUAAAACAAAAGUAAAACACAACCACACACAAACAUGUCAUUUAUCAAACCCUGCACUCAGAGGCACUCCAUUAGAGCAUUGUGUGAAUCAGUUGUGUGCAGCCCCAAAUUACUUUUUUUUUUAAUGGCAUGAGAGGUAAAUCGUUGUGUGCUUGAUCGCAGUUGCACGUGUAUAUAUAUUUACGCAUAGCCUGUACUUGCUAUUGCACCGAAAUGCUUAACAAUUUCCUCACCCUUGUACAUUCAGUGCCAAAGUGUCUUGUUGAUCAAGGUAUGUGUGACAGCUCCAUCCCAGGGACACACAAAGAGGCGAGGCAAGCUUUGUAUGUAAGUGCCUUUGUAGGUUGAUUGAUGCGCUUUGACGUUGGCCCUUGUUUGGUUUCUGCCCCACGAGUUUGUUGGAAGAACCCUUCCUCUGUCUCAUUUUGCCGUGUACCAAGUGGACGAAAGCCUCUUGAACCUCAAAACACGAUGACUUGUCUUUGCCUUUCAGAGUUUGUUGAAGGAUUUUGAGAGAUCCUGGUGGGUUUUGUUUUUUUUUUUUUUUUCUACAAUGACCUCAGCCUGUUUGUGUGCGUUUGUUGUGUUGAACUGAGAAGAGAAGCUCUGUGACAUCCAUACAGUCUUAGCAGCAUUUGCCAAAGAGAUAAGACUCGAGCUCACUGGAGAAUGAAGUCGAAACGUUCUUGGUUUUUGUCUCAACCAUAAUCGACAUUAACACGUUGAGAAAACACUUUGUCAUACUUGUGUCUCCUCCCAGUCCCAUACUGUUUAAUGCAAUAAAAAUGAUUUGUAUAUAAAAAAAA
Lampris incognitus (smalleye Pacific opah) is the source of this 6988-nucleotide messenger RNA. RefSeq names its product collagen, type IV, alpha 1 (gene col4a1). The coding region runs from base 195 to 5111 and encodes 1638 amino acids. The record is from RefSeq and is a predicted model, not a curated record. Gene Ontology annotation, cellular component: collagen trimer; basement membrane. Lineage: Eukaryota; Metazoa; Chordata; Actinopteri; Lampriformes; Lampridae. Gene Ontology annotation, molecular function: extracellular matrix structural constituent. The transcript is spliced from 52 exons.